UAUUAUUAUCUGACUGAUGCUUGUAUCUUUCACCUUUUAUAUAUUAGGAAUGCACGCGCGCGCGUUCAUUUUUCUGCAAGUAAAGACUGUCAUGAAGACCCUGUUCUUUGUCAUUGGUCUCUGCAUCCCGUUCACCAAGUCACAUUCUGUACGGUCGUAUAUGGAGAGUGAUUGUUCUGACCCAGAGGAAAGCGCUAUAGCUGAGUGCUUCAAACCGAGAGACCCCUGCUGCUACCUGGCGACACGAUAUGACGUCACCGGAUGUUUUCUUGGGUGCAAUACAAGAUGUUUAACAAACAGGGACCCUUCCACGUGUAACACCUGUCCUGACCCAGAUUUGAGCGACUGUCUACAGAAGCCCCCGGGCUGUGAGAUAGGGGACCUCUUCUAUGUGGGCGUUAACUACUCUCACGGCUGCUUCCAGAAAUGUCUUGUGCAAUGUUGACGGAAAAGUAAAAGAAAGCACCAGGAUUGAUUUUAUUUUAUGUUUUAUUCACUGAGUCGGUAUAAUAAACUGAUUUCUUUUUAUCA
Messenger RNA from Magallana angulata, 531 nucleotides. RefSeq lists its product as uncharacterized. Lineage: Eukaryota; Metazoa; Mollusca; Bivalvia; Ostreida; Ostreidae. The transcript is spliced from 3 exons. Bases 17 to 445 code for a protein of 142 amino acids. The record is from RefSeq and is a predicted model, not a curated record.